AUGGUUGAACUACGGUUAUUGUGUGUCAUCAUUGCCGUCGCGGGAUGGAGCCCAAUACUAGCCGAAGGUGAAGCUUCUGUUCAAACUGCCACCAGUAGCCUCGUGAGAGUCCCGCGCACUAUCAAGAAAAAGCUUUGUUAUAAAUAUGGGAUUUGCGGUGGAUACGGCGGUGGUUUCGGUGGACACCAACAGGGUUAUGGUGGUUAUGGAGGAUAUGGAGGACAUCAGGGUGGGUACGGCCAGGGAUAUACUCCUAUAAACAUUGCCAUCAGCCAGUCACAGUCUUCAGCAAACGAAGGAGGCGGUGGUUACGGUAGUGGAUACUACCCAAACAACUAUCAAUAUAACGGGGGUUACCCUAAUAAUGGUUACCACGGUUACAAUAACUACGGAUACAAUAGAUACCCCAACCAAUUCUAUGGAGGUUACAGACCAGGUUUUGAUAAUGGAAAUUACGCCCACAACAAUCAAUUCAAUGGUAACUUUUACGCUGGUGAUUCUGAUGGAGGGUAUGGUUUUCAAGGCGGCUUUGGUUACCAAGGUAGUGAUGAUGGGUACGAUUAUGACGAAGGAGAACGAAGUGUGGGUGGAGCAAGUGCUCGAUCAAGUGCUGUGGCUAGUGCCAAGAGCUAG
This is a messenger RNA of Arctia plantaginis, 633 nucleotides long. The record is from the annotation of a GenBank genome assembly. Lineage: Eukaryota; Metazoa; Arthropoda; Insecta; Lepidoptera; Erebidae.